AUGUCGACGGCUAAAUCUUCGUCGAAAAAGAGAAAACGUAGCGCAAGCCCAGAGAGUCUGUCUUUUAGGCUUUCAACAUCAACACCCGCCCAAGUAGGACCACUGCUUGUGACCUACCCAGCCCUACAAGCACCCUCCUCAACUGUGUUCAAGUGCUACGCCCGAAAAAAAAUAAAAACAAAAAGUCGAGAAAAUGACACUGAGGACCCGAAAAGUCAAGAUCUUCUGGCUGUUGGAGAAACUGAUAGUGUCGAGUUCGUGACGAAUGACAGUGAAAGCAGAAAAGUCGCGAGUUUGGGAUGCCACUAUCUUGUGGCAGCACAUAACCGGCGGACGGGAUCACUCUCUAUACUACCUAUGCCCAAGUCCCCUCACGUCCUAACUCGUACAGUGAAGGCCCUGAAGUCCAUUCCUCCUGCGGCUGCCCCCUCGAAAACUCAAUUCCGUGAAGCUCGCGCGGCUCUUGGCGAAACUUUUGGGACGAAGAAGGCUAAAGCUGCAAUCAAAGCUCAGGAGCGAAAUGUCGUAGAUGUUGGCGCUAUGGAGGGUGUCAUGGGAUAUGUCAUGGAUAGCAUUGACAAAGGUGCAGGCGGACUUAUGUCAACAGAGGAGGCCAAGGAUGCUGCUGACCAAAACAGAUUAAUCCCUCCCUUCAAUGCCACGACAACGGAUCCUUCGGAUGUAUAUCCUCUGCAUGACAUCAUAUCUGAAGCGGAAUGGAAAGCGCUCUCUGUCACCGCUUUCGAUGAUGCUAAUGAUGAUAAGGAGCGCAUUGCCUUACUUCCUUUCCGAUACUCCAAAUGGCUCACUGGCCACCUGAGCAUCAUUUCUCAGGAAACAGGGAAAUCAAAAAAGAAGCACAUGAAAAUUCUGCUAUACAUUUCUGCUAUGCUUGGCUUCAGGCAAGCACUUCUUCGGAAAGACUUCGACAAAGAUCAGCUGUACGAAAAGUUUAGUGGGGUUCCCAGCAUAGUAUUGGAUAGUCUUGUGUCAAGAUUCACCGAAGUUUCCCGAGGAUCAACGAAACAUCAGGCAACAUCGACAACAAAAACUUUGAUUUUGACAAACAUCUUUGCUCUUUGUUUGAAAUUGGACAAGUUCGCAUCAGACACGGAUCUUCUAGCUCAUGACCUAAGCAUGAAAGCUUCCGAAGUCAACCAGCUAUUUAAAUCUCUUGGCUGUAAAAUCACGACACUCGGCGAGAGGGAGAGAACCAGACUCGGCAUCCCAGACAGUUCUGCGUCAACGAAGCGAGCUGUGUUGAAUGCCCCCGUGGUGUUCCCUAAACCAAGGAUAAAGAGAAAGACUUGA
Molecule: messenger RNA, 1311 nt
Organism: Laccaria bicolor S238N-H82
Lineage: Eukaryota; Fungi; Basidiomycota; Agaricomycetes; Agaricales; Hydnangiaceae
Exons: 8
Coding region: 1-1311 (436 amino acids)
Biological process (GO): nucleolar large rRNA transcription by RNA polymerase I; RNA polymerase I preinitiation complex assembly; transcription elongation by RNA polymerase I
Cellular component (GO): RNA polymerase I complex
Molecular function (GO): DNA binding
Source: RefSeq, a predicted model, not a curated record